AUGGAACAUAAAAAAUGUUUGGAAAAGCUUUUUAAAGAUAUGCAAAAAAUACUUCAAGAUAAACAAGAAAACCUAAAUUUAAUUGAAAAACAAUACCAAGACGAAAAAAAUGAAUAUGCGAAUUUAUUGAAAACUAAUUUUUUAAAGGAAUGUGAAACUACACCGGAACAGUUAUUUUUAAAGCUUCAAUCCCUUGACCUGCUUAUCAUUUCUUUCAUGAAAACUAUUGAAAAAAUUAAUAGUAAAUACUCAAUGAAAAAUAUCGAAGAAACUUUGUGUGAAAAUUCAUCAGUCUUUUUGCAACACAAUAAGUUUGCGAAAGUAAAGGUUUUUGAGGAGUUAGUUGCAGAAAAACAGGUUUUAUUAGACAAAAUUUCCUGCCUUAAAUUUGAAUUUGAGAGACUAGAUGAAGCAUUUGAAAAAUCUGCAAAUAGUCAGGAAAAUAAGAUUAAAGAUUUUCUAGCAAUUUCAGAAGUUAUUAAAAAUUUUAUAAAUAAUUCUGGGGAUCAAAAGAGUUUAUCACAAAAGUUAUCCCAAAAAAAGGCCAUAUUAAAAAGUCUUGAUGACGAACAAAAAACCAUGGAGAACUAAGACCUUUGCAGAACAUAUGUCCAUGUAACCUUAAAUUCAGUGAAAUAAGUUACCUUCGUUAUAAAAAGUUAUUUCUAAAAAAGUUUUCUUUGAUUUUACCUAGUUACAUGAUUAUUCUUUUCUCUAGAUAGAUUUAAUAUAA
Condylostylus longicornis is the source of this 733-nucleotide messenger RNA. RefSeq lists its product as uncharacterized. The record is from RefSeq and is a predicted model, not a curated record. The coding region runs from base 1 to 591 and encodes 196 amino acids. The transcript has 5 exons. Lineage: Eukaryota; Metazoa; Arthropoda; Insecta; Diptera; Dolichopodidae.